UGUGCAGUGACAGCUGCCAAACUUUGGCAGCAAAAAAUUGAUAAAAAAAACAUUAAGGCUUGGCAAGAAAAAUCAGUGAUUCGUUUUGGUGCUUUGGAAAGGAAAAACGGAAUUCAUUCGUUGCGAGAUAAAAGCAGUGCUACGUGGACGGUGCUAGUUUUGCUCGGUGCAUAACAGUCUAGUGAAAAACAAUCCGUCGUUCCGCAGUAUCGCCAUACGCCAUCGCGUACGAUAGAGAGCAGGCAGUUCCGCAUUCCAGUGGUGGGGGUGGAAUUUCAUCCAGAAAUUAUCAUCGGUAUCGGUGCGGGGAGGGGGCGGUGAUACGGUAAUGUCCGGCCAUCAAUACGUACCGAACCCAGCGAACCUAUUUACGGACGAGGACGAAAUAGACGAUGAGCUGUUCUUGAGAAACGCCCGUCGAAACGACGGAUAUCUGCCCGCAGACGAUAAGUAUGGCAUGUCGAAGGUGACGGGGGCCGCAUAUACACGACCGGAUGUGCUAGGCCCCACGGCAGCAUACGAUGGAAGCGGGUUGGGAUACGCAGGGAGUAGCGGCAGUGCUGGCGGUAGUGUCGUAAGCGUUGGCCCCGGUGGCUACGUGAUGGAUAUGCCAGUGGCAGCAGGGUACGGUGGUUACGGUGCAGGUGUUGUUCCUACCAAGCCGCUCGUGUACGGCAGUGCGGCAAACAUGUAUUCCAGCCUCGGACCGGACGCGGCCGAUGUGACGGUGGACGACGAAAUCGCCCGGCAGCGACAGACGUUCGAGCAGCGGCGUCGCGAGCUGGAGGAAAGUACGCUGCUCACGUCGCAACGGUGCCUUGGGGUGUUACGCGAAACGGAGCAGGUCGGUAUUGCGACGGCCGAGGAGUUGCAUCGCCAGCGGGAGCAGCUGGAAAAGACCAAGAAGCAGCUGGACGAGAUAAACAACUCGCUCCGCUUCAGCCAGAAGCAUCUGAACAGUCUGAAGAGCGUGUUCGGCGGGUUAAAGAACUAUCUUUCCGGCCGGAUGGUGGCGGGCGGUGGUGGUGGUGGCAGUGGCCCCAUCGGUCCGGGCAGUGUUCACGGUGAGCACGGUGUGACGACGGCCGGUGGAAUACCGCGGCAGAACAUAUCAUCUCCGACACCGACCGAGGAGGACGAUCUCUAUCCGAACCCGCAGGAUUUCCGCAUUGCGGACCCGUACUGGACAGCGGACCAAUCUCCGGUACCACCGCCACAGGUGGCCGGUGACUACCAUCAUCAUCCCCAUCAUCCUCAUCAUCCUCAUCAUCCGCAGCAGCAGCAGCAGCAGCAACACCUCCAUCAACAGCAGCAGUUGGCUAAUGGUGGCGGUGGCAACAGUGCCGGAGGUGGCUUUAGCCACCAGCUGGACCAAAACCUGGACGAAAUGCGGGGCAAUCUGUCGCGGUUGAAGAAUUUGGCCUUGGACUUGAAUCAGGAAAUCGACAGCCAGAACGAUCUGAUCGACGACAUCUCGGACCGGGUGGAGGACGUGGACGUGAAGAUCGGCAAGCAGAACAAAGACAUGAACCGGCUGUUGCGGAAGUAAGGCGAAACGGUAAACUUGUACAUCGAAUUCGGGUCAGGGUCUUUGAGAGGUCUUGAGAAACUACUACCAUUUAUGGACGAUAUUAUUAUUAGUUACAAAAGAGGCUGGGAGGCCGCAAGGGCGCGCCGCCGUCUACCCGCCACAGACUGACCGAUCUGACCGGUCGAAUGUCGUUAAAUUGCUAUCGUUGUUGGCAGCCAUAGAGGGCAGUUUGGGCAGUUUAGAUACAGUGGGUGUUCUGUGUACAGUAUUUACAACCAACCCCGCAAAAAAAAAAAAUCGGCAAUCUGUUCCGCCCGCAUCAGGGACGAGACAAAGGCAACAUAAAAGCAGGGCAAACAAAGCAAAAGGUGUUAUCACUGAAGAUUGCAAGGUUAAGUACGUUAAGGUAGAAUGUUUUUUUUCUGUUUUGUUGAUCUUGGUUUGUUUCUUCACCACCUUUUACAAAGAAGUAGAUUAUGUUUCUGUGUUUUUUGAAGCUAUAGCGCUCUACUCUAAGGCUGUUUAAUAGUUUUUUCGGUUACGAAUCGACGAGGAAGAAGUUUUAGUUAGUUUGUAUGAUCGACGAGUAUCUAUAUAUAUAUACAUAUGGCGGAAGAAUUUACAUAUUUAAUAUUACUUUCGUAGCAUAUUUUUCCCUAUCGCUAAGAACGGGAACGUUUUCUCCUCAGAUUUAAACGGGCACCCAAUCGGUUUAUGGGUACGGUGCCAUCUGCAACAUCACAAAACAGCGUGUUCUAGUUGAUGAUUCAGUUUCACUUAGGGUGAGGGAAUUGUACGUGUUAGGAAGGAAUGGGGCCGGACAGCAGCAAACAAAAAACAAAAAAUGGACAAACAAAAGUUACAAGUAUAUUCUAAUCACGUGCAUGAACGUUAUACAUACAAAAUAUAUGAUACACAUCUUCAAGCAAACACAACCCAAAACAAAACAAAAAAAGAAAACUUACAAAAGCUACCAACUAAAAUCCAAAAUGAACAUUAUAUUCUACCAAAUCGAAUAAAUGUAAAUAAUCAAACACGCGCCAGAGAGGAGAGAAUAGUAAUAGGUGAUUCCCAAACUUCAUACAUCACAUACAACUGUGUCAGGCUAAACGGGAUUUGAUCGCCGGCCACUCUUAUAGACUGUUCUAAUAACGAAUGUUCCGUUCAAUCCUUCAACACGCUAGAACUUCUUCUACUUGCUUGCACUACCUUAGAUACCGAACGGCAUACCGUGGCAGAAAGCAGAAGGAUCUGUUCAUAGUCGCAGGAUAGGCAAAACAAAACUACUACCCAACAAAAUAAACAAAAAAAAAACAUGAAACGUAAACGUAACCAGAUGUCUUAAAAAAAUCAGAUUCCAAUCUAAAGAAAGAUUCCUAUUCUUAAAUCCAACUCUAAUACAAAAUAAAAAAAAAACAUUCUGACACACUUUCCUUCCUUCCUUCAUCACCUUUGAUACUUGAAUUGAUCAUAAGAAAAAGAAGUAAAAAAAAAGAAACACAUUUCCACACAAACAUACACAUACGAUGAUGAUAUUGUUAGAUAAUCUGAUUGAAAUGGUAAUGAUAGAGCAGCAUAUAAUACAAAAAUUUAAAAUGUACACGGAAAGGAAUUAGAUAGACAGCAACAGCAACACAGCCACCGGGAAGGGUUCAAACCACAACGGGUCCGGCACUAGCUUUAGAGAAUGCAAUCAGGUUGCAAGUGGAGCAAAACGUAAACGUAAUGCAAAAUAAGUAUCAUACAAACAAGAAUUAAAAAAAAAAACCAAACCAAAAAACAUUAACAAAAAAAAACAAAUCAUAUACAAAAACAUAUAUUUGUAAGCGAGAGAGAUAGAGCCCACAACAGCGAGAAGCCGAACGGUGCGCGAUCGAUCUGUCCUUGCUGGGCCAGAUGAUGAUCAGGUGGUGGUGCUGGUGUGGCAAUAGGGUUUUUGGUAACGCAUGUGCAAUGAUACGGAACAAAAAAAAAACAAACAGCUAAACGCUCAAAAAACAAAUGCAUACCACUCAUACCCUCACUGGAUUGUUUAGCAAUAAUUAUUACAUUUAUUACAAUGAUUACCGAGAGACAAAUGUGGGGCGAGACGAAGCGAUCAGCAAAACAAAAACACAAAAAAAGGACACACUCGUUUAUGUGCGGAUAUAUUUGAAAUAAAGGAGACUCGUUACAAUUUAGUCAGACGAUACGUGCAAUCAA
This is a messenger RNA of Anopheles funestus (African malaria mosquito), 3733 nucleotides long. Its product is annotated as synaptosomal-associated protein 29-like. Lineage: Eukaryota; Metazoa; Arthropoda; Insecta; Diptera; Culicidae. The transcript is spliced from 2 exons. The record is from RefSeq and is a predicted model, not a curated record. Gene Ontology annotation, molecular function: syntaxin binding; SNAP receptor activity. Bases 329 to 1549 code for a protein of 406 amino acids. Gene Ontology annotation, biological process: synaptic vesicle fusion to presynaptic active zone membrane; exocytosis; synaptic vesicle priming. Gene Ontology annotation, cellular component: plasma membrane; SNARE complex.